Molecule: messenger RNA, 2619 nt
Organism: Solanum verrucosum
Lineage: Eukaryota; Viridiplantae; Streptophyta; Magnoliopsida; Solanales; Solanaceae
Product: disease resistance protein SUMM2-like
Exons: 3
Coding region: 73-2619 (848 amino acids)
Molecular function (GO): ADP binding; protein binding
Source: RefSeq, a predicted model, not a curated record
UUUUUCAUAGAAAAAGAAGAUAAGGAGCCUUCGCCUCAAGAACACUAGAGAAAUCAAAGUGACAUACUUGCCAUGGAAAUCGUUGGUGCAGUGGUUAACAUGAUGCAGUGUUUUUGUGGAGAGACCUGUUCUCGUCAAUCCGUUUCUGAAACAUGUACAUACCUGAGAAGGCCUCGUGCAUUAGCAAAUAGACUUAAUGAAAAGAUGGAAUUGCUUAAAGCUCGGGAGGAGGAUAUCAAAAGGAAGUUACAUGUGGAAAAUGUAUGGCGUGGUAUGGAGCCAAAGGCUGAGGUAAACAUGUGGCUUAUCAAUGUAAGAAAGAUUGCAAGUAGUAUUGCCAGCAUGCAAGAGAAACUUACUAUAGACAAGAGGUGUUUAAACAGAUGUUUGCCAAAUUAUAUGUCUCGAUUUAAGCAGGGGAAACGCAUCAAUAAGAAAAUUAAAGAAGUUGACAGGCUCCUGGGCCAGAGCAUAUUUCCAGAUGCUUCGUUGGUUGAUAUGAUGCCUCGGAGGGGAAAGAUAUUGCCAGCAUCCUCAUUAGUAGGAGAAUCUGCUCAAAGAAGUUUGGAGACUGUAUGGGAGUAUUUGAAUGAUGAACACUCUGGGAUAAUUGGUAUUUAUGGAAUGGGGGGUGUGGGUAAGACAUCCAUCCUCGUGGAAAUCAAUAAUCGUAUUUUGAGAGAGAGCACAAUUUUUGAUUAUGUCAUUUGGGUCACAGCAUCCAACGAUUCAAAUGUCCAGAAAUUGCAAAAAGAUAUUGCUAGAGCAAUAGGUUUAUCUUUUGACGAUGAAGAUGAUGAAAUGACAAGAGCAGCUCAAUUACUUGAAGCGUUGAUGCGAAGAAGUAGAUUUGUUUUGAUUAUAGAUGAUUUGUGGGAAGCAUUUCCUUUGGAGGUUAUAGGAAUCCCAUACCCAUAUUACGGAUAUGACUGCAAGUUGAUAAUAACUUCUAGAUCCAAGAUAGUUUGUCGUGGCAUGGAAUCAGUGAGGGAAGUUGAAGUUAGUGUUCUUUCAGAGGAAGAAGCAUGGAACCUCUUUAAACAAAAGGUCGGUGAGGAGGUGCUAGCAUCUCCAACAUUACAAGCUGUUGCCAAGGAUGUGUCAAAGGAGUGUGGAGGUCUCCCACUAGCUGUUGUAACAGUUGGUCGGGCUUUAAGAAGAGAAAAUGAUCUGAGGCAAUGGAAAAAUGCAUUAAGCCAGCUGAAAAGUGCAACGGGAAGAAUAGAAGGCAUGGAGAAUCGAGUCUUUGCACGUCUGAGAUUUAGCUAUGAAAGACUGAAGGACAAUGUGACUCGUUCAUGUUUUCUUUAUUGCACAUUGUACCCAGAGGAUCAUCAUAUCGAGACCGAAGAACUGAUUAAGUACUGGUCAUGGGAAGGCCUGUUGGAUAAUCUUGGGUACGGAGAAUCCAAGAUGCUGCAGGGAAAGAUGAUAUUAGAUGAACUGAAACAUGCGUGCCUUCUAGAGAUCAUUGGAUGUCAAGAAGGUAGUUUGAAUGAAUAUGUCAAGAUGCAUGACCUCAUUAGGGAUAUGGCGAUAGCUGUUACAAGAGAGAGUCCACUCUUUAUGAUCCGAGCAGGACAUGAGAUGCGUGUCCCACCAGUUGAGAGUGAAUGGCUCGUAGGGCUUGAACGAAUCUCGUUAAUGAGAAAUGAUUUGAACUCUUUGAUUUUGGAACCGAGAUGUCCUCAGUUAACCACCUUGCUAUUGCAGUAUAAUUCACUGACCAAGGGAGUACAUCCUUCUUUCUUUAACCAUCUAAAAAGUCUUAAAGUUCUGGACUUAUCUUACACAGGCAUCUCUGGGUUGCCUGAUUCACUUUCUAAUCUCAAAAACCUUCAUGCUUUGCUUCUACGAAGUUGUUGGAACUUGCAUCACGUGCCAACAAUGGAAAGGCUAAAGGAGCUGAGGGUUUUAGAUCUCUCUUCUACAUCAAUUGAGUCUGUGCCCCCGGGGAUGGAAAUGUUACUCAAUUUGAAGCAUCUGGAUCUCUCCCACACUACGCUUAAUGAAUUUGAUAUUCAAAUUUUAGGAACAUACAGAUUUCUGGAGAGUCUCUUAACUAUUGGUCUAUGGCAACCUCUAAUGUUCGGUUCCGAUUUUGUUAACGUGUUGAAUGUUAUUGCUUGUGAUAAUCUCAUGACUCUGUUACCACUUGAGUUAGUGCAGCAUCUCAAAAACCUCGAAAAGCUCGAGUUGGAAAACUGUUCGAUGCUGGAGGAGAUCAUAGUCACUGAUGCGGAAAAUGAAGAGAUCAUUCAAGAGAACAAUGGUGAAGUGGUCCUCCCAAGUUUGCAAAAAUUAAGAUUAGUUUCUAUACCAAGACUGAGAAGCAUAUGCAGAGGUCCAAUGAUUUGUGAUUCGUUAACGACUAUAGAAGUCGUAGAAUGUCCAGAGCUGAAAAUACUUCCCUUCUUUUUGGAAAUGAGGCAGCAACUCGCUGCCUCUCUCAAACAGAUAAAAGGAAGCACAAGUUGGUGGCAGGCGUUAAGGAGGAAGCACCCUACUGCAACGUCCCUUCUUGCUCCACUCCUUAGACCCGAAAGGGAGUAUUCUUCUCCUGCUUUUGAACAUAGUCACAGUGGCAGCUCUGGAAAUUCUUCUUUCGGGGGUCGAUAA